Messenger RNA from Lymnaea stagnalis (great pond snail), 2359 nucleotides. Lineage: Eukaryota; Metazoa; Mollusca; Gastropoda; Lymnaeidae. The record is from the annotation of a GenBank genome assembly.
CGCUUGCAUUCCUAGCUGAGAAUACAUUUUAAUGUCUCAACAUCGCUCGUCUUCCGUUUUCAAAAUGGAGUCCAUAAACAAGGAAGAACCAAAAAUUGCAGGCCUUUCGUUUGGUUUCUCGAAGAAACAAGAGGUUAGAAAACUUUCAAAAUCGGUUGUAAGCGAGGCUUCUGAAAAAGAAGAUAAAGAAAAAGACUUUGUGUUAUCUCUCGAGGGUAAAGAAGUAAAUUCAACAAAAAAAUCUCGCAAAGUUCAAGAAAAUGAGUAUGUCAUUCCUCUAAUAAAAUGUAACAAAUGGCGCAUGGGAAAAGAAGAUGGAUCGAAACAAAAGUUAUAUCGUGAAGAAAUUGCUAGUUUAGAUAACCUAGAUGCUCUUGCAGCUAAAGAAAUUUUACAAGAAUCUGCUAAAUAUAAUGAAACAUGGGAAGAUGGGGGUGCAACAGACACAACCAUAGCGAUUCCACUUUUAAUGCAAAACAAGAUACCAGAUGGAUUUGAAUCAGAUGAAAAAUUAGAUGUAGCUUUACGACCAGAGGAACCUGAUGAAGCUGAUUAUGAAAUGAUACCUAUAGAACAAUAUGGCAUGGCAAUGCUCAGAGGAAUGGGGUGGAAUCAAACUCGUGGUAUCGGUAAAAAUGGCAAAGUUGUGGCACCUAUUGAGGCACAACUGAGACCUAAAGGACUAGGACUAGGUGCUGAUAAAAGUAAUUUAGGAUCAGAUAAGAAGCAGUUAGGUUCAGAGAAGACAAACAGUAUUCCAGACGAAAAUCUGGAACUUAAAAAGAAUUCCUAUUGUGUUGUAACACAUGGUAUCAAUAAAGACAUGUAUGGAGUAGUGGAAGGAUUCGAUGAAGAUAAUGCUCGCAUUAUGUUAAAACUAACACUGAGUGGCAAGGUUAUAAAUAUCAUUCAAAGUUAUGUGCGUGUUGUUGGCAAAAUGGAAUAUGAUAAAUAUUCCAAAUACUUAAAUAAGGAAAAAGUUGACAAAUAUAAAGAAGAAGAAAUGAAAUUGACCAAUGGAAAAACUAGCGUUACUAACAUUGAUGCAAAUGGUAAAAGAUCUCAUCAUAAAAAAAAGAGUAAAAAAAGAGACAACUCAGAUCAUGAACAUGAUUCACCACAUCAUAAAAGUAAAAAGCAAAAGAAAGACAAAGAAAGGGGCAGACAUAAAAACAAGACUAAACACAACAGUAGCGACCAGCAUUCAUCCAAAAACUAUUCCAGCAGUGGUUCAUCAGAUGAAGAAGCAUUGGCUACCAACAAGAGUUCUCCGCCAUGGUUACGCAAUGAUUUGAGAGUUCGCAUCAUUGACAAAAAUGUGAAAAGAGGAAAAUAUUAUAAUGAGAAAGUUGUAAUUAUUGAUGUUCCGUCAUCUGGUAUUUGCAUGUGUAAAACAGAAGAUGGUAAAGUUAUUGAAAACUUACUCCAAACACAGUUGGAAACUGUUAUACCAAAGAACGACAGGGCCUAUGUUGCUGUAGUAUCGGGAUCACACAGAGGGCAAAUAGGUCAGAUAAUUAAACGACAGAAAAAUGACUGUACAGCUGUUCUUCAGUUACUAUCAGAUCGAGACAACUUGCUAACAUUACACUAUGAUAACAUUUGUGAAUAUGUUGGAAAUGUUCACCAUCAUGAUGAUUAUUAAUUUCUUUUAACGGCAAAAAAUAUCUAAUCAUUUUGUUUAGUACGUGUGGAUGGAAAAAUUACCUUCAGGAGAUGAUUUGAUAUUGAAAAUGUGCGUAUUAAGUGUAACAUUAACAUACAGGAAAAUUGUUUGUGAGAUUUCAUAUCACUUCAAAUCAGGAUUACAGUACUUUAGACAACUUAUGUUCCAUAUCUAUUAAUUGUUGGAGGAAUAUCAAAUAUUAAGUCUAACUCAACAUCUGGAUCUUGUUAGUUAAAGUGAGAAGUUUAACAUUUUUCAUAACUGAAAAUGUAAAUAUUUUUCUGUAAAAAAAAAAAAAUUGUGAUUAAAGUAUUUCUAAAGGAAAUUUUCUUAGGGUUCUAAUAACUUCUAAUGUAAGGUUUAAAUCAACUUACAUUUAAAUAUAUUUUUGUAACAUUCAACCACUAAUUGCUUUGAAACUCUUGCUUUAUGUUUUUUUUGUUAGUGUACUUUAAAAAAAAUAAUGCUUAAACUAUUCUUACCAAUACCACCUAAGCUGUUUUAAAUACAAUGUAGUUGAUGGUAUUAUCCAAACUAGUCUUGUGACAAAGGUUAGUUUGUGUUUAGAAAAAUCCUGUUGAAAUACAUACAAAUUCCAUAUUUUUACCAAAUUGUUUAAGUAAGCUGGUACACUAGGCUAUUGCUGGUAAUAGUUGUUAAAUGAAUUAAAAGUUUUAAUUAAAUAAACAAUGC